CGGCCCGGCCCCUUCUACUCCGGCAGCUCCCGCCCUCGGCUGGGCCAAACUUUUUCUCCGGUCCCACUCUCCUCCGCAGUAGACUUACUCCUACUUCUCGUACUGUCCCCGUCCUCUUCUUUCCUCCACCCGGAGGGAGGGCGGGGGGUAAGAGCACACUCACAGACUCACACACUCACACUCACUCACACACGGGCAUGCAUCAGUCCUCGGGCCAGGCUGCGGGCACCCGGUUCCCGGGGUCCGGGACAGGGAGCGGAGCGCCCCAAGACGGGCGGGGGCGAGCGUGAGCGGCUAUCCCGCCCUCUUCCAUAAUGAACGAGUGCCACUAUGAUAAACGCAUGGACUUUUUCUAUAACAUGAGCAACACUGAUACUGCCGAUGAAUGGACAGGGACCAAGCUCAUGAUUGUUCUCUGCUUUGGAACUUUCUUCUGUCUAUUUAUCUUCAUUUCCAAUUCUCUGGUCAUCGCUGCUGUGGUAAAGAACAGAAAGUUUCACUUCCCCUUUUACUACCUGCUGGCCAACCUCGCUGCCGCAGACUUUUUUGCCGGCAUUGCCUAUGUGUUCCUCAUGUUCAACACUGGACCCGUUUCCAAAACAUUGACCGUCAACCGUUGGUUUCUGCGCCAGGGGCUCCUGGACACCAGCUUGACGGCCUCUCUAACAAAUCUGCUGGUCAUUGCAGUGGAGAGGCACAUGUCCAUCAUGAGAAUGAGAGUCCAUAGCAAUCUGACCAAGAAAAGGGUGACCCUGCUGAUCCUGAUUAUCUGGGCUAUCGCAAUAUUCAUGGGGGCAGUUCCCACGCUUGGCUGGAACUGCCUGUGUGACAUCUCUACUUGCUCUUCCUUGGCUCCCAUUUAUAGCAGGAGUUAUCUCAUUUUCUGGACAGUAUCCAACCUGGUGGCCUUCCUUAUCAUGGUGGUGGUGUACCUGCGUAUCUACAUGUAUGUGAAGAGGAAAACCAAUGUCUUGUCUCCGCACACGAGUGGGUCCAUCAGCCGCCGGAGGACCCCAAUGAAGCUCAUGAAGACAGUUAUGACUGUCUUAGGAGCUUUUGUUGUGUGCUGGACCCCUGGGUUAGUCGUCCUGCUCCUCGAUGGCCUGAAUUGUACUGGUUGUGGUGUACAGCACGUCAAAAGGUGGUUCCUGCUGCUGGCCCUGCUGAACUCCGUCAUGAAUCCGAUCAUUUAUUCCUACAAAGAUGAAGAAAUGUACAGCACCAUGAGGCGGAUGAUCUGCUGUUGUUCUCAGGGGGAAAGUCCAGAGAGGAGGUCUUCCAGAAUCCCAUCCACGGUCUUGAGCAGGAGCAAUGACACCUCUAGCCAAUGUAUAGAAGACAGUAUUAAUCAGGGCACCAUAUGUAAUAAAGGGCACGCCUGAGCUUGGGACUCACCUUGUAUCUACCCUGAAUGGGGAAACCCUUGGCCCCCAGCUCCUGAGAUUUCCCCCCCCUUUCAUUCUUUCUAACGUCUGAAUGAUACUCACCACACAGAGGAAAUCCCUUAGAAAAAUAGAUUUAAGAAUGGUUAUUUGUCUUUAAUAGACAUCAAGUACCAUAUCAUUUGAAGUCUUAAUAAAUCAGUGUAGUUUUAAAGGCAUACAAAGUAUGCUAUAAAAAGAGGACACAAGCCAUUUAGAAAAUGCCCUGAGAGGAGUAAAUGAUAGAGUGGAAUCAUGUUUAUUGUUACAUUUUCUACCCCUCCAGUGCAUUUUUGUGUCCUGGGAAGUUGUGCUUUUUAACUAGUUUCUUUAUAUUUUCUAAGGAUGGAGGCAAGAGACUUUAGGCUGGGAAUACUUCAUCUAGUCUAUGAUCCUUAGAUUUUUCAAGGGGGUAUGGGGCAAGAAUGGCAAAUAAUUAUGUUUUUUUAAGCUCCAUGUAACUCAUUUCCUUUGUAAUUCUAUGUAUUUUAUUUUAUGUGUUAAAAAACAGGAUUCUAAAAAGGGGUCCAUAAGUCUUAGCAGACUGCCAACAGGUUCAUCACACACAUAUACACAUACAAGAAUGCCUUCUUCAAGCCAUCGACCCAUUUUCUCUAUCUGCUUGCCAAACCCAUGUAAAUACAUAUAACAUAUAUAAAUAUAUAUAUAUUUCAGUGCUUGAACAUAAUUCUACAAAUGAAACUGUACCAGCAGCUGAACUUUUAAUAGGAACCCUACCUACAGUGAGAAUCAGUAUAGACCCCAAGUAGAAGCUUCUAUUCUUUGCUUUAAUUAAAACUUAAACAUUAAGUUUUGGGUUCUAAUGGAUUGCUUAACUGAAAUUGUAAAUCUUUUAAAAUAGAAAUUACUUUUAGUUAGCAUGCAUGUGUGUUUGCACAUGUGUAUAUAUGUGUAUCUAUACACACACACACACACACACACACACACACACAUAUAUAUAUAUGUAUGUAUUUAGAUUUUUUAAUCUAAAUACCAGGCCACCCAGCUUAGGGGACCUUAUACAUUCUGCAGCAUGAUUCACCCUCAGUAGUCUAAGAAACAAGGGUUGUAACCAGCAGACUCCCCAGCAAUGUGCCUUCAGUGAAGGAGAAUGAAAAUGAUGCUGGACAUCAAGAUGGAUCCAUUUCUUUCAGGGUCCCCUCUGAUUCAAGGUCUUGGGAGUCUCACUUAUUCCCCCAACCGAAGGCCCUCUUUCCAGAUGGCAAUUUUGAAAUCACCAUCUUUCCUGAGUCUCUCAGGAUACUCCUUUACCCCUCCCAUUUUGCAGUAGACUGCAGACAAGCUUCAAGUGGUUGCUUUACCUGUGGACUGAAUUCCGAUCAGGGAUAGAUUCUGAGUUUUUUCUUCUUCGAUGAGCCCAGUAUGCCUUGUACCAAGUCAGUUUGUUACAAAGUCUGGAGCAUUUAAAGCAGAGUAGGCCAUAGGCACAAUUUUUAUAGAUAUAAAAGCAUUCUGAUUUUUUAAAAGUAUAAUGUUAAGUUAGCUGUCAUAGUAUUCAUGUGGUUUGCAUAAGAAGUUUACAUUUUGGGGGCAUGGAUGAGCAAAAACUUCCAGGAAGGAGAAGAUUUUAAAGUGAUUUUCUUAGAUGAUCUAAUAAAGAGAGAAUGUUCUGAUCCCAAGGUGUAGACCACUACCUAGCCUGCCCCUUCCCCCAAAAAAACCAGAUACAGGGAGUUUGUGAAAUCAUUUACAAAUCUACCCUUCCUUCUUCCCUUUCCCAACCCCCCCAAUAAAAUAUGACUUCUUCAAA
Molecule: messenger RNA, 3192 nt
Organism: Antechinus flavipes (yellow-footed antechinus)
Lineage: Eukaryota; Metazoa; Chordata; Mammalia; Dasyuromorphia; Dasyuridae
Gene: LPAR3
Product: lysophosphatidic acid receptor 3
Exons: 3
Coding region: 315-1382 (355 amino acids)
Biological process (GO): G protein-coupled receptor signaling pathway
Cellular component (GO): membrane
Molecular function (GO): lysophosphatidic acid receptor activity
Source: RefSeq, a predicted model, not a curated record